CGGCCAACGCCCCCUACCUCCGGAUUGGCUGCGCGGUAUCACGUGACCCCGGCCUCAGCACGGGAGGGGGGGCUGCCGUUGCCAGGCAACACCGCAGCGGGCCGGGGAGCGGCCUGGUCGGACCCGAAGCGGAGCAGGAACCAAUAAAGAUUCUCACUAUUGUGCCAUUGUCAAAACCGCCACCUGUGUUCUUAUGCCCCCAUUUAUCCAUGGUGACGUUGAUUUACUAGCACCGGCUAGUUUCCGGGUAUGCGGUUGAACCUGCUUUGCUGAUGUAAACUGAUCUAAUUUCGUAUGAAGGUCUUUAAUGGAGAUUUAGGCCCCCAAUCUGCUAAGGCGCUGGCCAGGCAUAUCCCUGCAUUUGUGAGACUCUCCACUGGAGUCAAUGGGUCUCCAAGGAGACGGGCUAGCUGGUUCUUUGCAGGACUGGGGCUGAAAUAUGGAGCACCAAGAAGAUAUAUUUACAGAAUUCCUUUUUGGAGCAUUACUGGAAAUAAGGUGGACCAGUGUUCCCAAACUUUUUAUUAAAGUCUUUCUUCAGUGAGACUCAGCAGUAACCUUUAAUGAUGGGAGACGUCCUAGCUUAUGAAGCCGAGUUACUUGGGCUGGUGAAAGAGUAUUUAGACUUUGCAGAGUUUGAAGACACAGUGAAAACGUUUACAAAGGAAUGUAAAAUAAAAGGGAAGCCAUUACCUAAAACAGCAGGUGGUUCCUUGAGAGACUCAAAGGCUUUGAUUAUCCAGAAGGAUCUGCUUACAGCAUUUGAGGAUGGAGAGCAGAAAGUUUUCUUUGAACUUUGGGAAGAGCAUAUUUCCUCUUCACUCCGAGACAAUGAGCCUCUUGCCCAGAAGCUGGAAUUUUAUCUUCACAUCCACUUUGCCAUCUACCUCUUGAAGCACUCCGUGGGCAAGCCUGACAAAGCUGACUUUGAUGAAAGGAUUUCUCACUUUAAAACAUACCUGGAGACGAAAGGGGCUGCACUGAGCCAGACCACAGAAUUCCUCCCCUUCUAUGCUUUGCCUUUUGUUCCCAACCCCAUGGUCCACCCAUCAUUUAAAGAACUUUUUCAGGAUUCUUGGAUGCCGGAGUUAAAGACGAGGUUGGAAAAGUUCCUGUCUCUGACUCUCAAAGCCAGUCAUGCCCCAAGACUUCUCACUUUAUAUAAGGAGAAUGGACAGUGCAGCAAAGAAAUCUUGCAGCAGCUUCAUCAGCAGCUAGUGGAGGCUGAGCGCAGGAGCAUGACCUACCUUAAACGGUUUAAUAAAAUCCAGGUAGACUAUCACAAUCUCAUCGGGGUCACUGCUGAGCUGGUGGAUUCCCUCGAGGCCACAGUCAAUGGCAAGAUGAUCACACCAGAAUAUCUUCAAAGUGUCUGUGUUCGUUUGUUUAGCAAUCAAAUGAGACAAAGUAUAGCACAUAGUAUUGACUUCACAAGGCCUGGAACUGCAUCAACAAUGUUAAGAGCAUCUUUAGCCCCUGUGAAAAUGCAGGAAGUGCCAUUGUUACCCUCUUUGGAUUAUGAGAAGCUGAAGAAAGAUCUGAUCAGUGGGAGUGAUCGUCUUAAAGCUUUCUUACUGCAGGCUCUGCGCUGGCGCUUGACGACGUCUCAUCCCGGUGAGCAGAGAGACACCGUCCUGCAGGCUUAUAUCAGCAAUGACCUACUGGAUAUCCACAACAGUAGCCAGAGAAAUGUGCUAAAAUUGCUACAUUCCAAGAGUGAGGUGGUCCGACAGUACGUGGCGAGGCUUAUCAAUGCUUUUGCUUCGCUGGCAGAAGGUCGGCUCUACCUUUCCCAGAACCCAAAGUUGCUGCGAGUGCUGGAGGAAAGGCUGAAAGCUGAACACAAGGAUUCCCUUACACGGGAGAAUGUUCUGGGGGCUUUGCAGAAAUUCAGCCUCAGACGUGCCUUGCAGUCGGCUAUGAUCAAUGACGGGCUCAUUUUCUGGCUGGUUGAUGUUCUAAAGGAUACGGACUGCCUGUCAGAUUACACGCUGGAAUAUUCUGUCGCCUUGCUCAUGAAUCUUUGUCUCAGGAGUUCAGGGAAGAAAAUGUGUGCGAAAGUUGCAAACCACGUGCUCAAAGUUCUCUCUGAUCUCCUUGGCCAUGAGAACCAUGAGAUACAGCCAUAUGUGAAUGGAGCGCUGUACAGCAUUCUUGCUAUCCCUUCUAUACGAGAAGAAGCCAGAGCAAUGGGAAUGGAAGAAAUUCUGCGGUGCUUCAUCAAGGAAGGAAACGCCGAGAUGAUCCGGCAAAUUGAAUUCAUUAUCAAGCAACUCAAUUCAGAAGAGCCAUUGGAUGAUAGUGUUGAGUCUGAUGAUGAAGAGGAGGAUGAAGAUGAUGAAGAGGACCGUCAUACAAUGGAGGCUGAUCUGGACAAAGAUGAGGUGUUACAACCUCAGCUGGGAGAGCUAUCAGGAGAGAAGCUGCUGACAACAGAGUAUUUGGGAAUAAUGACCCAUACACCAAAAGUGAAGAAGAAGCUGUUUCCUGGUGUCCAUCAGAGCAUAGAUGAGCCUCUCCAGAGACCAGUCACCCCAAGCUAUCACAGAGCUGCAUACCCAACGCCAGAAAAUGAUACCAUUUCUUCACAUGGCAGGGAUGGCAAAUUCCAGUCUAUGCAGAACUGUCGUCCUCCCACUCGGAGCGGUAGCAGGUCCAGCACUUCUGACUUUUACAUUUCCUCUGCAUCAAUUGAAACAGACUCAUCCCAGGUGUUCUCAGUGGGUCUCAGAACGGAUCAACACGUCUCAGAAGUUGCUGAAGUCCUGUCUGCCCGAUCCACUGAUUUUGUCCAGGACAAAAUUAAUGGGCAAUCAUACAGCAGCGAGUUUUCCUCUGCCUUAACUGGCAAACGUAGGGUCCCCCGCACUCCCGAAGUGCAGAGUCCCAGCCCUCGAAAGGGAAAGAUCCCAACCAUUGCACCACAGUUCUCACAGUCUGGACCGCAGCAAACAAGCCGGCCUAGCUCUUCGGGAUCAUCUACAAGAAACAGGCAGAGCAGCCAGUCCUCUAGGAAGUGAGAACAGUUCCUUUCUUCAGCAACCACCUGGCUUAUCCUUUAAGGACACAGGUAGCAUCUUGUAACAAGACUCCUAGCUUCACUGGCAGCGGCCCCAGAGGAGAGUGAGGUUAUCAACACUCCACUGCAUAUGCCUUGCACGUGAUUCAGGGAUUGUCUGAUGGGAUGUGUCCCCUCCUGGUUAAAACAAGAGACCUUCUCAGGAAUCACAAUUUGGGUAGCAGCACCGCUCCAGCAGCAGACGAGGACUGGUUGGGUAGAUGUACGCAAUCCAACUAUUCCUAAUAGUUUAUUCUGAAGCGACAUUGCUGAAUAGCAUUAAACAGUGUGUGUGUGUGUGUGUGUGUGUGUGUGUGCCUUCGCCUUCCCCCUACUCCCCCUAGGGACUGCCCUGGGGAGAAGGUCCAUAGGGCUGAUGUAAUGAGCUGGCUGAAGUGUACUGUUUACAUGUUGUUCGCUAGACCAAUUUCUGGACCUGCUUUUUAAACUGGCCCUUGGUUUAUGAGCUGAGGGGAUGGAACAUCUACGUACAGGGAAACUUCAGCAGCCAAGAAAGACCAUGUGUCUGGUUCUGCGCUGACUAACACCUCAUGCAAUCAUGUUCACUUCAUGGGACUUACAUGCAUGUAAGUGAGCUCUGAAUUUGGCCUGCUGAGAUGUGUGCUGGGUGCUUGAUCAACAGGGAUCAUAGUCUUCUGUGAUAAAAACCCCAAAAUUCUCCUAUAAAAAAAAAUUUAAAAUCCACCUUUUUAUGUGAUGAAAAUGAAACACAGAACUUUCGUUUCCCAAGUCACAAUAUCUAUAGGUAUCAAUUGAACACGAUGUUUUAUUGGUAUAUUUACAAUUUGUAAGCGAGUUCGAAGCCUACCAGUGCCAUCAGUCCUUAAAAUAAAAUAAAAUGAAUAGAAUUGCAAUUUGUAUUUCUUGCUAUACCAGAUACAUCUAUGUCUGUAUUCUAUACAGUGGAACCCCAUUUAUCUGAUCUAAUUGGAAUGGUGGCAGAUCCGCUGAAGCCCAAGCUCUGCCGCCCGGGGCUGUCAGCUCUAGUUUGGUUAUGAUGGACAGCUGGAUAAUGGAGGCUCCGCUAAAGUGUAUGUUUUUAUUUUUUCACAAAAUGUAAAAGCUGAAGCUUCUCUGUAAAAACGCCAAUUGUGCGUUUUUCCGUGGCAAAUGGAUUUCUAGGAUCCCUGUUCAUCCACCUUGUUUGAGAAGUGUGAGUCUGAGGUAUGGGGGGGAAUCUUUUGCAGGUAUUAGUUGGUGUGUACUCAGCAGGCAGUGUUCCGACUCCUCCACUGGGAAGGUGCGUGUGGACCUGCUCCAUUCUGCUGAAGAAUAUAAAAUGGGCAAAGGAGCGACCGGUGGCAACUGAAACAAUAUUUCACCAUUGUCCAAAUGAGUGGAAGUGCUUUCCAGUAGGGAUCUGCUCAGCAGCCUUCCCUGAGGGCGCCGACCCCUUGUGGAGCACUCAUCCUGUUUUUAAAACCCAUUGAAUGAAUAAUCCGCUUUCUCACUUGAGAUGAAGAACUGUUUUCUCCUUUUCUUUUUGUUUUCUCCUUGUGAGUCCCUGAGCCAGUCUUGAGCAAUUCUUCUUUAACACAACCCUCCAAAGUGUGCACCUGGGUAUCCUUCCUUGACCCUUUGUCACCCUCUGUGACAUUCCUUACAUCUGACUUUGAACAAUGAUCUGUUACAUCUUCUUGUGAAAUCUUAGCAGGAACCAGUUUUCUCAAAAUAGACUUGAGCUGUUCUUCAGUAAAUGUAAAGUGGAAGGUGAGUGGGCCAGUCACUGAAUAAGAACUAGAGCAGUUAAUCCUAGCAGUGAUUUAUGAUGCAGAAAUUUGUUUUGUUGUUCAUUCUUUUAAAUGUAGCAGCAAUCAGGAAACGCUGCAAUAGCCACCGGGACUGGCUUUUCAGUAAUAUCCCGUCAGGUGUCAGCACUGAUGGAAACAAAAACAAGAAGCCCUCUUCCAAAUCCUGCACAAUCUGCCUUUGUAGUCUGGCUGCUGAUUGUGGGAGAGGGAUGGGACAGCCAGUGCUUUUUCACUUUUUUACAUGUUCACUUUUCAAAACCAAACAUCGGGGUGCAGGGAGAGAGAGAGAGAGGGGAGUUGAGGCCUUUUGUGCUGGGAUUACUGCAUGUGAGGAAAACAAGUCGAAAACCUUAGACAUGAUAAAGCAACACUGAAUUGAGAGCAUUUGCAAAUUAGAAUGAACCUGGUGGUGGUUUGAAUGGCCCACUGCGUUUGAAACAACAAUUUCAUCACUUUCCCAUAGGAAAGAAAUGGUUGAAUUGUCAUUGAUGGUUUAUACUGAACGGAAAGAAAGUUUUACACUUGGAUUUAGACCUUGGGUGGCAAAUUUCAGCCUAGGGUGAUAUUAAACAGUCAGGGUCAGUUCUCAAUUGGUGCAAAUUGGCAUUGAGUCCAUUGAGCACAGUGAAACUGUGCCUUUUUACUGCAAGUGGGGCUGAGGAACAAACCCAAACCCUUGGACAUUAGACUUCAUUUUGGAAUUGGGCAAAUCCUGAUGGGUUUGAAAUACUGCAAUUUACAAAGACCAGAUCACUUUGUAAUUUUAAUUUCUCCACAGGAAGGGUAAAGUAGUCAGGAAAUCAGCAGUUCUUACAUAGUUCCAUAUCUGCAUAGGACCAAAAGUGGUUGUGGGUCCUCUUUGACCUCUGUCCUCUAUCAUUUUAAAACUUUCUUUAAAAAUCUUUGUGCCAGAGAAAAAACUCGGGGAGGGGGAGAUCCAACUCCUUAUGCAGAUCUCCCCAUCUUUACUUGGGAGAGGCAAACGCCAUCAGGUGAAAAUUCCUGCUGAUUCCUAAGAAGGUUGCGACAGACAGAAUAUUAACAUCCCAAGGGCGGCUCUGUGGAGGUUUGAUGGGGUUAAGUGUCAGUCUAGCUAGCUUUGCUUUUUCCUCUUAAGCAUUGUCUUUUUCCAAUGUAAAAAUAUCAAGACUACUUGUUACAAAUGGGGUGCUAGGUAUGUGUAUUUGCAUUUCCUGAUACCCAGAAUUCCCUUUCAGUUCAGUUUUUUUAUUAUACGGCAGUGCUGGGGUUUACCUUAGAAAGAAUGGGCCUGCUUCUGUGAGAUGCGAGCAGCUUUUGUGAAGCAUUGAGCACUCUGUAUUUUAUUAAACUUAACAGGCCCGAUCCUUUGCUGGUGCAGAAAUCUAGUGUAAUGCCUUUGAAUUUUUAACAAUGAGGCAAUUAACACUGGAACAACUUACCCAGGGUUGCGGUGGAUUCUCCGUCACUGGCAACUUUUAAAUCAAGAUUUAAAAGAUUUGAUGUCUUUCAAAAGAUCUAUGGUUUGCAGUAUUGUUGUAGCUGUGUUGGUCCCAGGAUAGUGGAGAGACAGGGUGGAUGAGUUAAUAUAGUUUUAUUUGGAUCUACUCCUGUUGGUGAAAGAGAGAAGCUUCAAUUUUAAUUCUGUGUAAGCUUAAAAGCUUGUCUCUCACCAGCUGACGUUAGUCCAGUAAAAGAUAUCACCACACCCACUUUGCGUGUAUCAGAUAUGCUGUAGUUCAAACAGAAAGUAACUCACAGUCCUGUGGCCUGUGUUGCGCAUGAGGUCAGAAUGCGGUCCCUUCUAGCUUGGAAUCGAUGACCGUCAGUGGAGUUACGCUGAAUUACACCAACUAAGGGUCAGGAUAAUUGAGGGCACAGAACACCUUGCAGAAUUGGGCCCAAAUCAACAAGCCGGGGAGGGGAGAAAUAGUUCUUUCUUACAGGGGCCUUUACAAGUGAGGACUUUAUGGAGUUUUCCCCACUUUGAGCCACUAGACAUGUUGGAGUGUCAAUCUAUAAUUUGCAGACUUUAUCAGACUGUUUUUGUGCUACCCUCAGUCCACCUAAGUCAUUGAUUAGAUAUGACGAUUUUCCAUCCACUUUUGCAAUGGAACGAACCUUGUGUGUGUUUAAACUACAUUCUCAGCAGUGCCAUUCCUAUUAAAGGCUGAUAAAGUACCUUUAUUCUGUGGAAAAGUUGGAAUGUCAAUCAUGCAGGCAGAACUUUUUCAAUCUCAUAAAUGUAAGUAUUGCUGUUGAUAAAGGGUUAAAAGUAGCCAGAUAGUAAAAGAGGCAACAGGAUAACAUGCAUGCAAUAAAUUCUGCACCUCAUGCCUAAAGGAAGUUAGUCACUUUCACAUGCUCUCGAAAGGCUGGUUGGUAAAACAUGGCCACGAUAAAUCCAUAAUCAGAGCAGUGGAGAAUACCGUGCUUGAGUGCUUCAUUGCUUACUUAAACCAGCUGUGUUCUUGUUUACAGGAAGCUAAUACAGCAGUUCCACAUAUCAAAAGAGGAAAGCGUUCUGGGGUCAAAAGGCUGUGAGGCUACUUUAAGUUAUAGCUUCAGCCUAAUUUUAUCAUUAGAGAGAGAGAGUGUAUAUAUGUGUGUGUGUGUGUGUAUAGAUAUACAAUAAAAACAGUGUGUCUGUAAUGUUUAAAUUCUGCAUGGAGGGCUUCUGGAUUUACACUUGUUUUGAAAACAGCUGUUCACCUCUGAAUGGAUAGUCUUAAUUCAUUUUGUUGGUUUGCUUGGUCAGUUUCUGUUGUUUGUUUUUACAUUUCCCUGCAUUUCACUGCUGAGAAAACCACUUUCCCUGCUGUGUUUUGCACCAUCUGUGUGACAAACAUGGCCCCCUUUUAUUUAGCUCUUAAGCCACGUCUACACUUAAAAGUUAGAUCAACAUAGCUAUUGUGCUCUGGGGCUUGAAAAAUUCACACCCUGAGCACCACAGUGAAGCCAACCUAGUCCUCCAUUUAGCCAGAGCUGUGUGGACAGAAGAAUUCUUCCACUGACCUAGUUAUUGCCACUUGGGAAGGUAGAUGACAUGUAUUGACAGAAAUAUCCCUUCCAUCACUAUAGAAAUUGAGCUACAGCUCACUUCAUCGGAUCCGAAAGCUCACGAAAGCUCAUGCUCCAAUAAAUUGGUUAGUCUCUAAGGUGCCACAAGUCCUCCUUUUCUUUUCACACUUCAUACUGUAAGUCAUGGCAUAGGGCGCAGUAUGCGGAUGAAGGAAGUUCCUCAUUCACAUUCACAAGGAAGUGCCACAUUCUUUACAGUUACAUUUGAAUCGCAGCAGAGAGACAUGCAGACUUCUUCAGGCAGCACUGAUACUUACUGAAUAGAAACCCGGUGAACUCUGCCCCCACCCAAUCCCCGUUCUCUGUUUAUAAAUGUAUGCUUCAAAGGGACUGUGGCUUUAAGGGUAUUUGGUGGAGUGGAGGUGGGGGAAACUCACAGUGUGUUUGGGGAGACUAAAAAAAAAACAAAACAAAAACAAUCUGAUGAUUCUGGCCAAAGUGUCAUGUUUCAAAUCUGCUACCGAGUUGUGGCAGCAGGCGGAAAAAUGAAGAAACAACAAGCCUCUGAUGCGUCUCUGCUCCCUUGAACGUCACUUUAACAUCUGCCCAUGCAGCUGAUUUGCUUCCUGCCCUUGCUGGGCUGCGGGUGAUCAUCAGCCCGUUGCCACACUCAUCUUUGCUGUGAGGUGCAGCCCUCAGAGACUGGCCCAUGGAGUGUUGUUUGUUGAGGCAUCCAGUCGCCGUGGGCCACCUACUGUAUUGAAAAGAAGAGUGGCAACCAUCUAUUUCACUUUGUGUUAAUUAAGUGUGCCUGGGAAGUUGUCAGGUGGCCCAGGGUUACAGUUGUUGUCUAUUCAGGCUCUUGUAUUGUGCCCCUCAGCGGGGCAGGGGGGAUGAAUUGUAAACAGCUACAUGAUCUGUGCAGAGAUUCGUUUUAAAUAUAAUCAUUAAACCGUGUGAGUGAGACCUCCAUCCUUGCAACCCAGAGCAGAAUUGGAGUUCAGUUGGAGCUUUACACUUUUUACCCUGAUCAAAAGCCUAGGAAUUGCCCUUCCUGAUCAGACCAACACUCAUCUAGUGCAGUGUCCUGUCAGUGGUCAGUACCUGAUGCUCCAAAUGAAGAUUUUUCCUAAUGCCAGGAAGUUAAAGAUUAUUUUUUGCCCUGAAGCAUGAGGGUUUGUGUUCCUUAUACAUUUAUAUCAUGUCUAAUGUAGCAUCCUGAUUCAAACUGUUUUCCUUUAAGGAUCUCAUGCCUUCCAAACUUUGCUCUGAUGGGCACAUUCUAGAGCUUCAGAAAAGUUUGUUACUCCCUCCUACAAGUUCCACAUUCCACCAGCGCUUCUUGCACGUGUCUCAAGUUUGCACAAUUCAAGAGUAUUGAUUUACACCCAGGAACGUGAAAAUCCUAAGGCUCUAAAUGUAAAUGUCAGGAAACCCACCUGACACCAUGAGAUGCCUGCUUUGUGUUUAUAGAGUGGAAAUGCUGCUCUGUUAUGAUUAUCAAUAAAUGUACACUACA
Molecule: messenger RNA, 9349 nt
Organism: Chelonia mydas (Green sea turtle)
Lineage: Eukaryota; Metazoa; Chordata; Testudines; Cheloniidae
Gene: ARMC9
Product: armadillo repeat containing 9
Exons: 26
Coding region: 564-3020 (818 amino acids)
Biological process (GO): cilium assembly
Cellular component (GO): centriole; ciliary basal body; ciliary tip
Molecular function (GO): protein binding
Source: RefSeq, a predicted model, not a curated record